AUUUUGGAAAACAAUAGUUUCUAAACCUUUUUGUUUAUAAAACCCCAUUGAUUGUUUACAAAAAUCAAGUUUAACCGAUUGUUAUUAAAGUUUUCAAGGAUAAUUCCAACAGACAAAGUUUUUUUAACAAGAGUAGAUGACAAAAGUUUCGGCCUACUCACUUCAAGAAACACUCUUUAAAUAUAGUAAAUAUACCACCGACUCUACAUUUCACUAACUGUAGUUGCUUUUCUAAUUACAAACGGUUCUCUGAGUGUCAAAAGAAUAGUCUAUAAUCCCUACAAACAACAAAACUGUCAACAGAAAAGAUUAGAAUUAUUUUUAUUGCAUGCUUGAAUCUUUUCGACCGUGAAUGGCGUUGUUACUGACAACAAGAAGCUUAAACUUUAGCGAGGUAGUCACUUGGUUUCCUUACAAGAUGGAGUACGAUAUCGAAGCUGUGCUUGGCUCAAGAAGAGUAGUUGUACAAAAUGGCGGCAUGRAAAGUCGAGGAGUUACAGCAGGAACUGGACUACCAGAUAUUUCUCCAACUCGUGGUUUUAUACGAGGCAAUAAAAUAGUGACAAUUGACAGCAGAGUAAACAAUCGCAAACGCGGCAAAAAAGGCCAAAAAGAUUUCGAUGAGCUUCAGAAAUCCUUAAACGAAGAAAAAGCSAAGAACAGUGAGCUUGAGAACCAAAACAUGAGACUAAGAACUUUGAUUCUAGAGAGUCAAAAUGAGUAUAAUUCUCUGAAAGAACAGUAUGAUGAGCUWUACGCAAGAUAUGCGAUGUUAGAACAUCUGGAAAAGUGGGGUGACAUUAUCAGACUGAAGGACAACGAGAUCAAGAAGCAACGAGAACAGAUUCAGAAAAUCCUGACGGACCGAGUUGAAGCUCUCAAUGAGAAACACACUGCAGAGAACACAUUGCAUUCUCUGAAAUCAAAAAUYAGGAAAAAGAACCGYGAAAUUGUGGCGAUAAAAGCGGCAGAGCAGAUCAGUAAAAAGGCGGUUUUACUCAGCGAAACUGAAACACUUCGAAAUGAGCGCGACGUCGCACUUGGGAAAGUUGCGCACCGUGAUGUAGUCAUCGAACACCUAAAACUUGAAUUAAAACAGGCAAAAGAGGAAAUAAUUCAGAAGUCUGUGAGUUUGCAAGAUACCACGCGAAGACAAUCCAUCAGAGAGAAGCAGAGUCAAGUUGUGGCACGUUUUAAAAUGGCUGCCAUACACGCCGCACAAUCGACUAACAAUGAUUCUAAACAAGUUUAGUAUUUCUAGAAGGCUACAAACAUUAUUUAUACAUAGAGAUGAAAAUCCUUUUUAUUUAUUGUUUYCGUAAGGUCUUUUUCAAAACGYUCAAUCUCSAGUAUGCACAAAUGUCKAUCGCUCUUUUUUUGUUUACUGCUGCCAUUUGAUUCGUUUUGACUUCAUAACGUGUAAGAUUCGACGUUUCAGACGAACCUAUAUACUGAUUUAUUUAGUCAUUUCACUUGCUUUAUGUAUUAAARUUAAUCAGCUUUUAAUUCACACUAGUGAGAUUCGGCGAUUCACACGRACUCGUAUCGAUUUAGUCAUUUCACUUUCAAAUGUAUUAAAAUCAAU
Molecule: messenger RNA, 1585 nt
Organism: Exaiptasia diaphana
Lineage: Eukaryota; Metazoa; Cnidaria; Anthozoa; Actiniaria; Aiptasiidae
Product: protein fantom-like
Exons: 1
Coding region: 353-1252 (299 amino acids)
Source: RefSeq, a predicted model, not a curated record